This is a messenger RNA of Oldenlandia corymbosa var. corymbosa, 1099 nucleotides long. Lineage: Eukaryota; Viridiplantae; Streptophyta; Magnoliopsida; Gentianales; Rubiaceae. The record is from the annotation of a GenBank genome assembly.
GAAAAAAUCAAACAAAUUUCUUUACCUCUCUAAAAUCUAAUUCCUAAAUGCUGAAUCAAAUCACAAGGAGCACUAGCACCAGCAGUCCUCAAAACGGCAUAGUUUCAUUAGCAUAGUACACUAUUUUUUUUCAAUUUUUAAGAUAAUUAUUACUGGUAGAAAUUUACGCAACCGCCUCUACGAUCCACGGGAUUAUUAUUAUAUACACUAUCAUCAAUUCUGUAGGGUUUUCUUUCCGGCGAGAAUAAUUCAAAGAGGGAAAAAUGUUACGCCACACCGCGAAUCGGCUUCGGGGGACGUUUUCUUCUUCCUCGUCCUCCUCCUCCGCCGCCGUGUUGUCGUUGCCACAUCUGCGCAGGAGGCUGUAUCACGAGAGAGUUGUGGACCAUUACGAUAACCCCAGGAAUGUCGGAGCUUUUGACAAGAAUGAUCCUACUGUCGGCACCGGCCUCGUAGGUGCUCCUGCUUGCGGCGAUGUUAUGAAGCUCCAAAUUAGGGUUGAUGACAAGACCGGCAAGAUUGUCGAUGCUUGCUUCAAGACUUUUGGCUGCGGCUCCGCUAUUGCUUCUUCCUCCGUCGCGACUGAAUGGGUGAAAGGGAAGCAAAUGGAGGAAGUCCUUACCAUCAAGAAUACAGAAAUUGCAAAGCAUCUCUCCCUUCCUCCAGUUAAAUUGCAUUGCAGUAUGCUCGCUGAGGAUGCGAUCAAAGCUGCUGUAAAGGAUUACGAAUCAAAGCGUGCAAAGAGGGAUGAAGCUCCGAAGGGAUAAGCUGCUGCUAAUGGUUGAAAAUUUCCCUGGGAACUGAUAACACCGCUUGUGCUUCUGGCAUAAGCAUGUAUUGCAUAUAACUACCGCUGAAGUGUUUUUGUCUUUGAUUUGCCAAAUAUUCGCUUGGUUAUGUUCGGCAAGUUCUUAUGUAAAAAUUAGCACUCAUAAGAGUCACUUUCACUCAGCUUGUUUUGUAUGUCAUGGCAUAUUUCUGUGUCUUGUCUUUCCAGAAAAGGAAAUAAAAAUGUUUUGGAGUAUUGUAUUCUCAUUCUCGAGUUGAGCCGAUGGUCUUUUUGCCGAUUAAUAAGCCGAACUCCACCCAUCUAUGGAUC